This is a messenger RNA of Closterium sp. NIES-67, 3832 nucleotides long. The record is from the annotation of a GenBank genome assembly. NCBI's taxonomy places the organism in Eukaryota, Viridiplantae, Streptophyta, Zygnematophyceae, Desmidiales, Closteriaceae.
GUACUGGCAACGAGGAGGACGCCAUGUUAGAGGCUGGAAAUCUGAUAGGUUAGCUGCUGGAAGUUAAAACGUAAGGGUAGGAGUAGAUCGUUGCUGUGCAUGGAAGGCGACCAUCUGGUCGGUGCUGGUGUAUUUCCUCACGGGCCUGAGCCUCUCUGACUAUGGAGCGCACUUCUUCAUCUUCCUCGCUGUGCUUGCCCUUGUAGCCAUCCACGGCGCCGCCAUGAUCCGAUUCAUCGCCUUCGCCGCCCGCUCGCUGCGCUCCGCCGCCUUUGCUGCUGCCAUCUUCAUGGGCCCCGGCAUGUUCCUCUUCGGCCACAUGCUUGUAGCGAAGGUGCUUAUACCGAGUUUCUGGAUCUGGCUAUACUGGGAUCAACCCCAUCCAGUGGGCAGCGACGUUACUUGUGAUUAACGAGCACCGGCCAUUCGUCCCUGUGGCAUUCUGCCCGGCUCCGGACCGCGUCCCUGCUACCAUGCCGUACUGUGUGGGGAGGGAGGGGUGGCCGAUUGGCAAGGCGUACAUGGAGGAAUUCAGCUGGAACUUCGAAUGGGCGUACAUGAUCGCUGGGCCGCUCGUGAUUCUCGCGUGGAUUGCAGUGUGGACAGCGGGCACGCUCCUGUGCAUGCAGCCCAGCCACUACAAGAGCUUCGCGCCUGCAGUGAGGGUGCUGAGUGAGAGCAAGCGAGGGAUGAGGCGCGUGAUUGUCAGGGGGGAGGACGAGGGUGGUGAGGGGCAGGACGGGGUCAAGGGAGGGACGGUUUCUGGGGGAACAGGAAUGGGGGCGAGUGUGGCGAGAGUUGGGGAGGCAGCAGCAGAAGCAGCCGAAGCAGCAGCGGCAGCAGCGGGAAGGGCAGCGGAUGUGGUUGCAGAAACAGUUGCUCAAGUGGCGUCUGUGGCAGAAGAAGCUGCUGCUGCUGCAGGGCAGGCAGUGGCAGCCGCAGGGAGGCGGUGGCAGCAGCGGGAGCAGCGGCAGUGACAGUGGCAAUGCAAGGGAUGGGCAGCGGAGCAUCCCUGCCAUGGGUUGGUGAGGGCGGCCCAGAGUGGGGGCCUCUUGGUGGCACAGGAGCAGCAGGGUCCGCACAAGCUGCAGCAGCUGCAGCAGCGGCAGCAGCAGCAGCAGCAGCGGCAGCAGAGGCAGAGGCAGCGGUGAUGGAGUCCAACAUCCCCUUCACCCCAUACCUCAUCACCUUUGAAGGCCUCUCCUGCUCCUUGCCCCUUCCCAGCCAAUCAGAGAGCUCCUGGACGAACUCUCUGGGCGGCAGCAGUGGCCUUGGGGGCGGCAGCGGUGUGGCGAGGAGGAGCGAGGUGAGCCGCAGCCUGGUGCGCGGCGUGACGGGGUGGGUGAAGCCGGGGGAGAUCACGGCUAUCGCGGGGGGCAGGAGCACUGGCAAGACUACGUUGCUCAACUGCCUGGCAGGUCGCAAGGUGCCGGGGCAACUGACCGGCCGCCUGCUGGUGAACGGCAAGCCCAGGGACGCCCCGUCCUUCCGGUGCAACACGUCGUACAUGGAGGGCGCCGACCUCUACUACCCUCUCCUCACGCUGCGCGAGAGCCUGCUGUACCGCACCGCGCUCACACUGCCUAAGCACAUGCCCGACAAGCGGCGGCGUGCGUUUGUGGCGCAGAUUCUGGAGCUGAUGGAGUUCAAGGGAGGCGUGGCGGACUGCCUGGUGCAGGACAUUCUGGCGGACGGGGUGGGGUCGGCAUAUGUGGAGAAGCGCAUUGUGUUUGCGAUGGAGAUGGCGGGCAACCCGAGUGUGAUCUUCUUUGACGCACCGUUUCUCAGGAUGGACACCACUGAGGUCGCCAAGUUCUCAGGCAUGCUCAAGCAUGUGGCAGCCGUGUGGGGGCGGGCCAUGGUGGUGGUGUCCAACGCGGUUACCGCGUUCCAUCUGAACGCCUUCCACUCGCUGCUCAUGCUGGGCAGCGGCGGCGAGAUGGUCUUCUUCGGCCCCGCGGGGAGAAACGGCCACGCGCUUGUGGAGUAUUUCUCUGCCAUCCCUGGCACCCCCCCGAACCUCCUCGGCGACGCCGGUCACCAGCGCGCCACGGCGUGCGACUACGCGGUGGAAUACCGAGUCAGCGACCUCGCCAUGCUCAACGCGCACCGCCUCUCAGCCCUCCGCCGAGGGGGGGCUGCUGCUGCCACUGCUUUUGCUGCCAGGGCUGCUGUUGCUAACCUGGAGGCUGCGAAACUGGUUGCUACCAGCGGUGCUGUUGCUGCCGGCGGUGCUGCUGCUGGUGGCAAUGCUGAGUAUGGGGGUGCUGCUGCUGCUGGGUGGAGGGCCAUGGGAGGAGGAGGUGGCAUGGACUAUGAGAGUGCUGGCGUUUCAAUGGCCGCAUCUGACUCGGCGUGGUCCCAGGCCGCGCUGGAAGUCGAGGAAGCCAUCGCAGCAGAGGAGGCAGAGGCCCUGGCGGGGGUGGCACGGGCGCAUGCUGCUGCUAUGGGUGGCAAUUCCGAGGAGGAAGAGGGAGACGCAAGGAGGGGUGCGCAAGAGGAUGGGGCACUACGGCACAAGGCAGUCGCCGCUGCAGCAGCCGAAGCAGCAGCGGAUGCUGCAGCAGGAGUCAUAGCAGCAGGAGUCACAGCCGCAGGAGUCACAGCCGCAGGAGAUCCACACCAGCAGCAAGGGGAGCAUAAGGCAGGAGACCACCCCACCGCCCUCCACCACGCCACAUCCCUCCAGCCCCUCCUCGCCCACGCCUCUCCGCUCUCCCCUCCCACCCCUCCCAGCCGCCUGCGCAAGUUUCUGGCAGUGCACCACACCAUCCACCUCUUCUACUGGCGCAACACCUCGCACUCCCUCAACCGCAUUGUGCAGUCCGCCAUCCUGGGGCUGCUCAUAGGCUCGCUCUUCUUCCAGUACCGUGUGAACAAUCUUCUGCAGGCCACCACGGCCCAUGCAUUCCCCUUUGCCGUGCUGGCGUUUGGCACGACGUGCCAUGGGGGCACAGCCGUGGGGCUGAUCAACCAGACGAAGAAGAUCUUCGCCAAGGAGCGCGUUUACAACCAGCACUUUUUGCAGAUUUAUACAGUGGCUCACACGCUAGUGGAGAUCCCCCCUCUGCUCCUCACCUCCCUCGCGCUGGUCAGCGUGGCAGCGCCGCUGGCUGGCCUGGCGGUGGGCAGCGCGGGCACCUUCUUCUCCUUCGGUCUCACCCAGUUCCUCGCCGCCCUCGCUGUCACCUACUUUGGCUUCCUGCUCUCCGUGCUGCUGCCCCAACCCAAGUACGCAGCAGUGGUGAUUUCAUUCCUUAUCACAGCAUGGGUGGCCACGUGCGGCUUCUUCCUGCCCUUUGCCUUCACCAAGCACUUCUUCCUCGCAGUCUACUGGACCAACCCCAUUCAGUACGCCCUCAACGGGCUCACAGCAGCAGCCUACUACUGCAACACAGCGGCACCAGAGUGCACCCUCCCAGGCUGCCCCGGCGCCGCCCCUAUCUGCGCCAGCUGCCCCUGCAAGUGGUACCUCAACCCUGUCAAGGGACCCGAGUACCUCUGGGAUUUCCUCGUUGCCACCAGGUCCGCGCGCUCCGCAGUGUACUGGGACUGGCUCUUCCUGCUCUGCUUCUGCCUCGUGUGCCGCAUCGGGUCCUUUGCUGCUCUCCGCUUCCUCCGUCACAACCGCUAGCCCAUAUUGGGCUGAGAACAGCCAGGGAUCUUUGGCAGAGACGAAGUCCUUCAGUAGAUAGGGUGCUUAGUAGCAUAGCGGAAAUCCGAGUUGAACCCUUGUACUGGUAUAUGAGAGCAAAUGAUUGAUGAUAGCAAGGCAAUACCGUACAAGGGUUUAUAACGUUUUACAAGAGAAUACGAAACAUCGAACUAAGUC